UGUUCUGACCCACCGACUUUAACUCAGAAAACAAUUGUCCCGAAGCCAAACCUAGUUGACGAACCCUGUUUUAUAGUAUUCCAUGGCCUUUACUGGCCAACUGCUGUUAUGGUUAUGAUAUACUAUGGUGUUGUGUCACUAGACUUUGACCAGAUAUUAUUACAUCCAAAGAUCAACUGUACCUAGAAUAUAGAUACAGAGACACUUGUCAUCAGGAAGGUUCUCUCUCAGCACAACGGAAAAUAUCUCAAUGACUUGACAUGUUCUGGUUGUGAAUUCAGGCUACAAGGGGUCAGUGCUCUAAAAUGAGUCUCUCUGGGGAGAGAAAGGAGAGAAAGGAGGGGGGGCCUGCCUCUAAAAGGAGUCUCUCUGAGGAGAGCGAGGAGGGGGGGCCUGCCUCUAAAAGGAGUCUCUCUGAGGAGAGCGAGGAGGGGGGUCCUGCCUCUAAAAGGAGUCUCUCUGGAGAACAUGACACCAAAGCUAAGAGCCCAAUCAAGCAGGAGAGACCAGCCUCCCCUGUUCCCAGCUGUGUGUCCAUGAAGAGUGACUGGUCUAUGGAACUUCCUAUAGAGUUUAGAGAGGGAGACUUUUCUACUGAACAAAGAAACCAACAGGAGAGAUCAGAGUCAGAGAUUCUCAGUGGUCAGUCUUCCCAGAGUCAUCAAACAGACCUGGCCUCCAUAUUCAGUUUGCUUGAAGAGAAAAUUAUGACAUUUGUGAAGAACGAGCUGAAGAUGUUCAAGAGGAUUCUUGGUCCAGAACUCCCAGAAGGCUUUGAGAGUCAGAAGCAGGAAGUGGUGGAUGCUGAAGAUGAGAAGCAGGAGAGCAGUGCCAGAGAGGGGGCUCUGAAGAUCACACUGCACAUCCUGAGGAAAAUGAACCAGAAGGAGCUUGCUGACAAACUAGAGAAAUAUGAGCUUGCUGUGAUUUGCCAACGUGAACUCAAAUCUAAUCUAAAGAAGAAGUUUCAAUGUGUAUUUGAGGGGAUCGCUAAACAAGGAAACCCAACACUUCUCAAUAAGAUCUACACAGAGCUCUACAUCACAGAGGGUGGAACAGGAGAGGUUAAUAAUGAACAUGAGCUGAGACAGAUUGAGACAACAACCAGGAAACAAGCAAGACCAGAGACUGCAAUCAAAUGUAACGACAUCUUCAAACCCUUAACUGGACAAGAUAAACAUAUCAGAACUGUGCUGACAAAGGGAGUCGCUGGCAUUGGAAAAACAGUCUCUGUGCAGAAGUUCAUUCUGGACUGGGCUGAAGGAAAAGCAAAUCAGGAUGUCCAAUUUGUAUUUUCAUUCCCUUUCCGGGAGCUGAAUUUGAUGAAAGAGGACAAACACACUUUAAUUGAACUUCUUAAUCACUUCUCAAUGGAAACCAAACAAUCAAGAAUCUCCAACUACAACAAGUACAAAGUUCUGUUCAUCUUUGAUGGUCUGGAUGAGUGCCGACUGCCCCUAGACUUCCAGAAGAACAAGAUCUGUUGUGACGUCACAGAGUCAACCUCAGUGGAUGUUCUGCUGACAAAUAUCAUCAAGGGAAAUCUGCUUCCCUCUGCUCUCCUCUGGAUAACUACCCGACCUGCAGCAGCCAAUAAGAUCCCUGCAGCGUGUGUUGACCAGGUGACAGAGGUACGAGGGUUCAAUGACCCACAGAAGGAGGAGUACUUCAGGAAGAGAUUCAGUGAUGAGGACCUGGCCAGCAGAAUCAUCUCACACAUAAAGACAUCAAGGAGCCUCCACAUCAUGUGCCACAUUCCAGUCUUCUGUUGGAUUUCUGCAACAGUCCUUGAACACAUGUUGAGUACAGACAAGAGAGAAGAGAUGCCCAAGACUCUGACUGAGAUGUACACACACCUUGUGGAGUUUCAUACCAAACAGAAGAAUGAAAAGUAUCUUGGGAAAGAAGAGACAGGUCCACACUGGAAUAAAGAGAGCAUUCUGUCACUGGGAAAACUGGCUUUUCAACAGCUUGUGAAGGGCAAUCUGAUUUUCUAUGAAGAAGACCUGAAAGAGUCUGGCAUUGAUGUCAAUGAAGCCUCAGUGUACUCAGGAUUGUGCACACAGCUCUUUAAAGAGGAAUGUGGGCUGUACCAGGACAAGGUGUACUGCUUUGUUCAUCUGAGCAUUCAGGAGUUUCUGGCUGCUGUAUAUGUGUUCCUCUCAUUCAUCAACAACAAUGAGAAUCUAAUGGACAAACUGCAAACAAACGACAAGCCUGAAGUUACUUUCUACAAGAGUGCUGUGGAUAAAGCCUUACAAAGUGAGACGGGAAACCUGGACCUUUUCCUCCGCUUCCUUCUGGGCCUCUCACUGGAGUCCAAUCAGAAGCACUUACGAGGUCUACUGACAAAGACAAGAAGCAUCUCACAGAGCCAUGAAGAAGCAGUCGAGUACAUCAAGGAGAAGAUCGGGGAGGAUCUCUCUCCAGAGAGGAGCAUCAAUCUGUUCCACUGUCUGAAUGAACUGAAUGACCAUUCUCUAGUGAAGGAGAUCCAAAGAUACCUGAGAUCAGGAAGUCUCUCAAAACCCAACCUGUCACCUGCACAGUGGUCAGCUCUGGUCUUUGUGUUGCUGACUUCAGAACAGGAGCUGGAUGUGUUUGACCUGAAGAAAUACUCCAGAUCAGAGGAAGGUCUUCUGAGGCUGCUGCCAGUGGUCAAAGCCUCCAGAGCUGUUCUGCUGUCAGGCUGUGGAGUCACAGAGGAAGGCUGUGCUUCUCUGGUCUCAGCUCUGAGGUCAAACCCCUCACACCUGAGAGAGCUGGAUCUGAGUAACAAUGACCUGAAGGAUUCAGGAGUGAAGCUGCUCUCUGCUGGACUGGGGAAUCCCCACUGUAAACUGGAGACUCUGAGGCUGUCAGGCUGUCUAGUCACAGAGGAAGGCUGUGCUUCUCUGGUCUCAGCUCUGGCGUCAAACCCCUCACACCUGAGAGAGCUGGAUCUGAGCUACAAUCACCCAGGAGACUCAGGAGUCAGACUGCUCUCUGCUGGACUGGAGGAUCCACACUGCAGACUGGAGAAACUCAAUGUGGAACAUGGUGGAGAGAACAGAAUGAAACCUGGGCUUAGAAAAUAUGUCUGUGAUCUCACACUGGACCCAAACACAGUAAACAGACUCCUCUCUCUGUCUGAGGAGAACAGAAAGGUGACAUGGAGGAGAGAGAAGCAGCCGUAUCCUGAUCACCCAGAGAGAUUUCAGUACUGGAGACAGGUGCUGUGUAGAGAGGGUCUGACUGGGCGCUGUUACUGGGAGGUAGAGUGGAGUGGGAGGGCUGAUGUAGGAGUGACAUAUAAAGGAAUCAGCAGGAGAGGAAGGGGUGAUGACUGUGGUCUUGGAUACAAUGACAAGUCCUGGGGUCUGCUCUGCUCUGACAACAGUUACUCUGCCAGGCACAAUAAUAAACCCACUACCAUAGACGUCCCCUCCUCCAGCUCCCACAGAGUAGGAGUGUAUCUGGACUGGCCAGCCGGCACUCUGUCCUUCUAUAGAGCCUCCUCUGACACACUGAACCACCUGAUCACAUUCACCUCCACAUUCACUGAGCCCCUCUAUCCAGGGAUUUAUGUUUGUGUUGACUCGUCAGUAUCCCUGAAAUAAUCACCUGACACACACACACUGGACACACACACACACUGGACACACACACAUACAAACACAGUGGAAACACAAACACACACAUUCACUGAACACACACACACAAAACUGGACACACAAACAAGCACUGGACACACACGCACACACACAAACUUGACACACACACUGGAAACACACACACACUUGACACACACACUGGAUACACACACACACACACACACACACACACACACACACACACACACACACACACACACACACACACACUGGACACACUGGGCACACUGGACACACACAAACUGGAAACAUACACACACACACACACACACUGGACACACACACACACACUGGAUACACACACACACACACACUGGACACACUGGACACACACAAACUGGAAACAUAAACAGGAUACACACACACACACACACACUGACAAACACACACUUACAAACACACACUCUGACAGUGUGAUUUAAUGAUAUAUUUUACUGUUUGUGUUUGUACCACAGGAGGUUGGUGGGACCUUAAUUGGGGAGGACAGGCUUGUAAUGGCUGGAGGGGAAUAAUUGGAAUGGUAUCAAACACGUGGUUUCCAUGUGUUCCAUUUCAUUCACUCUGUUCCAGAUUAUUAUAAGCCGUCCUCCCCUCACCAGCCUCCUCUGGUAUGUACUGUCCUAUAUGUGAGACAUCCAACAAGGAAUUACAAUGUAUGUAUUACUUUUAAUACCUGCAAAUGGCAAAUAAACUACUAGAACUCCUUA
Molecule: messenger RNA, 4360 nt
Organism: Oncorhynchus nerka (sockeye salmon)
Lineage: Eukaryota; Metazoa; Chordata; Actinopteri; Salmoniformes; Salmonidae
Product: NLR family CARD domain-containing protein 3-like
Exons: 10
Coding region: 306-3599 (1097 amino acids)
Biological process (GO): intracellular signal transduction
Molecular function (GO): protein binding
Source: RefSeq, a predicted model, not a curated record